This is a messenger RNA of Dreissena polymorpha, 1309 nucleotides long. RefSeq lists its product as uncharacterized. Bases 123 to 938 code for a protein of 271 amino acids. The transcript has 7 exons. The record is from RefSeq and is a predicted model, not a curated record. Lineage: Eukaryota; Metazoa; Mollusca; Bivalvia; Myida; Dreissenidae.
CGUUCCCGGAUGGGCUCGUAGGCAACUGGACCACGGCUACCAUAGGAACGCUCGUCAUAACAAAAACGACGUUACAAACGACGUCAACGGCUUAUUUGAGUACGGCGCAAAAGUACGAAUGCAUGUUCAACUAUACCUUCAACAAUGAAACGUCGUACGUUUUGAAGUCGACAACCAGCAAAGUGAUCAUCAGCGGAAUUCCAGCUCUAUUUUUCUGGAUGUGUAUAGAAUUUCACGAAAGUCACGCGGACGCUUAUUACCAUUAUAUAAAUAUGCCACUCGGUACCGGAGUGAUUGUAACGCGUCUAAGCGCCCAAUUAUCCGGUGCGGACGUUAAAGGAUACAAUGUGUGUACAACAGCAAGGGCAUUGGAGGAAUUCGAACCCAUGAUUCGAGAAGGCACGGCACUAAAUGGCUCAAGCGCGUGUCCGGAACCCCUGAUUGGUACGAACUAUUUCGACUACAUCACGACAUCCGGCACCAAGGAUUGUUCCACCAAUUACACAGGCUACCUGGAAUCGUGCUUUGAUCAGAACAAGACACGCCUGGAUGUGGUCACAAACACGAGCUGCACGGCAAACCCGUUUUCAACAACCGGGAAGCAAUUGAACUGCCUGUUCACCAUUCCAAUCGGAAACGAAACCAGCGACAAAUACAUCACCAUGUUGUACAACAUGGACAAAGGGGCCGCGUCCCCUUUCUUCUGCAUGUUUCUAGACGGUCUAGACAACUCAACUAGGUCGAAGGCAAGCGUCGCUCCAGGCACGUGCGUUUUAGGACAAAACGCGUCAGUUGUCCCAACUUCCGGUUUCCGCUUGGAGCUCUACACUAACGAUACAUGUAACGGCGCACAACAAAAUCAGGCACCACCGUUUUGCACUUCCGUUUGCAUGAUGACGUUUGCAGUUUUGAAGUUUGUUGUGUUGACACCACUUUGACAUUUAAACAGCACUUAAACAGGUCUUUGAGCGGGUUGAGGACCAGAAAGUUCAUUAACUGCAACAUCUUCAAGUUUUUGUUAUGUUGUAUAUACUUUGGAAGACUCCGUAAUAUGCAUAAAGCUUCUUUCUAAAGUGUAACAUAUUAAAGAUGGAUACAAAUUACUGGAUCAAUCUUAUAAAUGGGCCUCAGAAAUUUUUCAAAUUUAAAGACACAAAUAUUAAUUUGAUAAUUUAUCUAAACACUUGUGAUAUUUUAUUUGUGUACGGCAUCCUAAAAAGAGCGACUAUAUUAUUCAAACCAAUCGUCGACAAUCAGAUACUAAAAAGUAAAAACGUUUUGCUAGAACAAUAAAUGGACAUACUCUUAA